Messenger RNA from Sabethes cyaneus, 1197 nucleotides. Its product is annotated as WSCD family member AAEL009094. Gene Ontology annotation, molecular function: sulfotransferase activity. The transcript has 5 exons. The record is from RefSeq and is a predicted model, not a curated record. Lineage: Eukaryota; Metazoa; Arthropoda; Insecta; Diptera; Culicidae. Bases 1 to 1197 code for a protein of 398 amino acids.
AUGGUUCUGCGAGGUUGGCGACUCAUCGGGUUUGCCGGUAUCAUAGCGGUGUACAUCGGCGGCAUUCUGUUUAUCUCAUUUGUCAGUCUGCAAAAUCCCCAGCAGAAGCGUAACCAUGGCCGAGGCUACGGGGAGUUCGAAACGUUGCGCAACCGGGACCUGGGACUGUUGGGCAAGAAGCUGCCCCUGCAAUGGUGCACUGAGCUGCGCUACAUGGACAGUCCUCCGCCGGCACCGAAGGCCUACCAGUUGCUCGAAACCUUUCCGGGUCACAUUGUGAAAAAGGUUCACACAUACAGCCUCAACAAUCAGAUCCCAGACGUUCCGGAAAAUGACCAUGACCAACGACAGCAACAACGGCACAACGAUGUUUACCGUGACAAGCACAAACGAACGGCGUCGUCUGCCGCGGUCGACCUCUCAUCUUCCUCUUUAUCGUCGCAAUGGCCUAAUAGAAAUAAUAACAACAAAUUUACCAAUAAGCUAGCAGAUAAUGAUAGGAUUACAAGUGAUAGGGUGCUGCCGGCUCAGAAGUCUUCCAACCGGAAGCUAACAGCACUGGUAUCGUUUCCCGGCAGCGGAAACACUUGGCUGCGAUAUUUGCUGCAGCAGGCAACGGGUAUCCUAACCGGAAGUGUGUACAAAGAUUACGGUCUACUCAAAAGUGGCUUCCCAGCUGAAAAUGUUGCCAACUCUUCGGUGCUCGUGGUAAAAACGCACGAAUGGGGCCCAAAUGCUUGGGCUCCCUACGGCAAAGCCAUUCUCCUCGUGCGGAACCCGAAGAAGGCUAUUCUGGCUGAAUUCAAUCGUCAAAGCGGUGGUCACGUUGGGUUUGCUUCUCCCGAUCGCUAUCGCCGGACCAAAGGACGAUACUGGACUCAGUUUGUUAAAAACAAAUUAUGGGCCUGGGAACAGACCAACCUCUCGUGGGCCAAAAACUUCACCGGUGAGGUGAAACUGAUAUUCUACGACGAAUUGGUGGAAAAUGUUGAAGGGACACUUCGAAGUAUUCUCAAUUUUCUUCAAUUUCCUAUUAAUGAGGAGCUACUAGCGUGCGCUCUGGCGCGCAAGGAAGGUAUCUAUCGACGGAAGAAACGAAUCUUGCAGUUCGAUCCUUACAGUCCGGCAAUGCACGCAGCUAUUGACGAAAAACGUACCGAAGUCUACGCUGCGCUAGGACGUUUCGAAACUCAAUGA